UCACAUGCGGUUGAUGCGCGAAAGCCUUUAAAAAGAAACCCAAACGCGAGCAGCUCGGCGCGCAGGGAGCUCGCGAACAACGAAGCGGACAAACAAAGCGGGACGGACCGGGAUAAGUUUGAUUAACGAGACUGUUUUUUUGUUUGUUUUUUUUGUUCACUUUUAAUCUCGGCUAAAACAUUUUUCUUUUUUUUCUUUAAAAAAAAAAAAAGGAUCAUGUGCACAGCAGCAGCUGUGUGGAUGUCCCUGCUCGUCGGGGGCAGCUGUGCAGUAAACCCACACCAGCAGAGGACGGCGAAGACACGCGCCCAGGCGGAAUAACACGUCUUUCCCCGUUUCGGACAGCUGCGGUUUCCCCGUCAGAAAAAAAACCCACGCGUAAAGACGCGUCGGGAUUCCCUUUGUCUCCACGUGUGUGGAGGCUGCCGCGGAGAAGGAGUUCAUUUUGAAGCUGCGAUCCGACAGCGAGGGAGAUACUCGAGGAAAGAUGAGGAAAAGCCGAAGUGUUCUCACGGUGUCUCUCAACAGUGACUGCAAAGAGCCUCAAGAUUGCUGCCUCAGUGAGUCUUUGAUUUCGCCGUCCUGCACGCUGGGGGUCGACCUGCGCCAUGGCAGGCGCCGUUUCUCGGGCAACCUGCAGCUACCACCGCUGUCAUGGCGACAGGGGGAGAAGUCGCGGACGCCUGAUGAAGAAAUCAUGCCCAGGCCAACGUCCCUGCCCUUCGGCGCCCCUCCUAGGAUAGACAUCACGCCAGUUGACCCUGAAAGUUUCGAUGUGGAGAACGGUCCGUCGGUGGGCUGCAGCCCUCUGGACCCCCAGGCCUCCCCGGGCUCUGGGCUGGUCCUUCACACUAACUUCCCCGGGCACAACCAGCGGCGCGAGUCCUUCCUCUACCGCUCCGACAGCGACUAUGAUCUGUCACCCAAGUCCAUGUCACGGAACUCCUCCAUCGCCUCUGAACUACAUGGUGAUGACCUGAUUGUAACGCCUUUUGCUCAGGUUCUGGCAAGCCUUCGUAGUGUGAGGAAUAACUUCACUGCACUGACCAAUGUCCAGUGUGCCUCCAGCAAGAGGUCACCUGCAGCACCCACCCAGCCUCCGAUCACCAGAGUCUGUCUCCCAGAUGAGGCGUUCCAGAAGCUGGCCAUGGAGACGAUGGAGGAGUUGGACUGGUGUCUGGACCAGCUGGAGACCAUCCAGACCUACCGCUCCGUCAGCGACAUGGCCUCUAACAAGUUCAAGAGAAUGUUGAAUCGGGAGUUGACGCACCUAUCUGAGAUGAGUCGAUCUGGGAAUCAGGUUUCUGAAUUCAUCUCCAACACCUUCCUAGACAAACAGAAUGAGGUGGAGAUCCCGUCGCCGACAUCCAAGACGCGAGAGAAGAAGAAGCAGCAGCUGAUGACGCAGAUCAGCGGAGUCAAGAAGGUCUCCCAUGGGCCCUCGCUCUCCGGCAGCAGCAUCUCCCGCUUCGGUGUCAAGACCGACAAGGAGGAGCUGCUGUCCAAGGAGCUGGAGGACCUCAACAAGUGGGGUCUGAACAUCUUCACCGUUUCCGAGUACUCCCACAACCGGCCUCUGACCUGCAUCAUGUACGCCAUCUUCCAGGAGCGAGACCUGUUAAAGACAUUUCAGAUCCCAGUGGAUACAUUCGUGGCCUACAUGAUGACCUUGGAGGACCACUACCAUUCAGACGUGGCCUACCACAACAGCCUGCAUGCUGCCGACGUGGCCCAGUCCACACACAUCCUGCUCUCCACUCCGGCCCUGGAUGCGGUCUUUACAGAUCUUGAGAUCUUAGCAGCUAUCUUUGCUGCAGCUAUCCAUGAUGUUGACCAUCCUGGAGUAUCAAACCAAUUUUUAAUCAAUACCAACUCUGAGCUGGCGCUGAUGUACAACGACGAGUCUGUGCUGGAGAACCAUCACUUAGCUGUGGGAUUCAAGCUCCUGCAGGAAGACAACUGUGACAUCUUCCAGAACCUCACAAAGAAGCAGCGGCAGUCCCUCCGCAAGAUGGCCAUCGACAUGGUUUUGGCCACUGACAUGUCCAAACACAUGAGCCUGCUGGCGGAUCUGAAGACCAUGGUGGAGACCAAGAAAGUGACGAGCUCCGGAGUGCUUCUGCUGGACAAUUACACCGACAGGAUACAGGUGCUGCGUAACAUGGUGCACUGUGCUGACCUGAGUAACCCCACCAAGUCCCUGGAGCUGUAUCGUCAGUGGACCGACCGGAUAAUGGAGGAAUUCUUCCACCAGGGAGACAGGGAGAGGGAGAGGGGAAUGGAGAUCAGCCCUAUGUGUGAUAAACACACGGCAUCAGUUGAGAAGAGCCAGGUGGGUUUCAUCGACUACAUCGUGCACCCUCUGUGGGAGACAUGGGCCGAUCUGGUUCACCCUGACGCUCAGGACAUUUUGGACACGCUGGAGGACAACAGGAACUGGUACCAAAGCAUGAUCCCCCAGAGUCCUUCCCCGCCUUUCUUUGACCAGUGCACGCACGGACACGGUGGAGGGACCGGAGGGCAGGGCGGCGGGGAAAAGUUCCAGUUCGAGCUCACCUUGGAGGAGGAGGACUUGGACGGAACAGAGAAAGACGGCGACAGGGAGGAGGAGGAAGACGACGAAGAUGAAGAGUUGGAGGAGGAGGAGGAGGAGGAGGAGGACAGUCUGGGAGAUUCUCGCUCUCCUCCCCCGGACUACUCGGACGGUCGGGAGCUCGAGGGAGGCGGCGUGAUGGAGCCAGCAAUAGAGAUCGUGACGCAUGAGGCGUCGCCCACAGACACAUAGGGCUCCCGUCACCGCGCUCGCGUUGUGAUUCGAAAGUUUUCUCUUUCCCGCAAAAGAGGGUGGAUCCUCUUGCAGCUGUGCUUUUUGACAAGCCAAUAGAAGCAAGGGCUUAGUUAGGUCCCGCACGGGGAGGGGGGGGGGGCGUCUUGCACUCGGGUGUUGGAAGCGAGACACGGACGGACAGUUUCGGCGAGGCGGCUUCAGAGUUCUCAGGAAAUAAUACUGCGAACAUUUCAGUCUUGACAGGCGAGACUAAGGGUGGAACUUGAAGGACUUUGGCCAGUUUAGAAGACGGUUACUUUUCUUUUCUGGACUGGCAUUAAAUGGACAAUUGACACUACUGAGAGAAGUUUUGUACCUUAAGGCUUUUUUUUACAUAUAUGAUAUGAUCUAGAGGUAGCAUAGAUGACCUACGGAUGGGGACACAUUUGUAUAGCAGGAGAAAGUGUUUACUUUUUUUCUGUACCAUUUGUCAAAGGACUUUCGUGUGCCUUUUUUACUAUUGUCUUUAUAAUAGUUUUUUAUUUAUUGAACACUCUAGUAUGUCUGUGAAAUGUUGUUUUUUUUCUUAUUUGAAAGAGCAAAAUCUUUUUUGUAAGUUAAAAAGAGAACAGUCUUCCACGUAUUGGGCAAUAGAGAAAUCCAAACAAACGUCGACAAACAACUCUUGGACAAAUUGAUCUGAAUAGAGAAAACUUAACAAACAAACAACAACUAUAUGCACAUUCUGUCACAUCAGUUUUUUCGAGCACAGUGUUUUACAUGAGGAUUUGAAUUGCUUUUGUUCACUCAUGGUCCAUGUUACAUGUUGCUUUCAGUUUCAGAUCCCACUGAAAUAUACCAUAUACUUUCAUUCUCCACCUCUUUAUACAGGUUCCACAGUCAAACUUUUCAUUCAAUACAAAGCUUUUAAUCUAGAAUUCAGUGUAAAAUCAUUGGGGCAUCCGGUAGAUACGAUUUGUAAUGUAUACCAGACACAAUCAGCAGAAACAUAAGUUGCCCAAAUCUGUAAUAAAGUCUGGAAGGAAGUCUGCCAAGGAAAAAACGCACACCAGUGCUGAAUCUAUUUAUAUCCCAUAGGUGUGUUGCAGUCUUAAUAAUCCUGUUAUAUGGAACACAUCCUGACCCAGGACCCGUCUGAAGCCUUACUGCCCCUCUGCAAUCAGGCCAGAUGAUUAAAGGUCCUCUCACAGAUCGGACCCUCAUCAGCAGCACCAUUCACACGGUUUACAAACCCUUCUGGGGUCCACCUAGGGGACACAUCCCAAAACAAUCAGGCCAGCUAUUUUGUCCUCACCAAAAAAAAAAAAAAAAAUCCCUUGAGUGCUGCCUCAACUCAUUGACGUCAAUUUCAUUUUCUCCCCUCCCACUUGACCAUGUCUGGUUUCGAGGACAGUCGGGUUAUCAGGAAGUCGUGGAAUUGCUGGAUUCAGCGUGGCAGACUUUAGGCUUCAUGAAAAAAAAGAGGAAUAAUUAGGUGCUCUAGUUUUAAAUCAAACAAAAUAAGAAAUAUUACUGGUGCUGAGAAAUGGUGUGCAGACCUCAUAUUCACUCAUAACUAUUUUUUAGGGAUGUUUUAGUUGCAUCAAUAAUCACCCCCUCAAUUUUCAUAUUGGUUUACUGAUAUACUCAAAGGUACUUCAUCUAGUUUCACUCCAGCAUGCUUAAGUGGCAAUCGUUUGUGUGCAGUAUGUAUGUCUGUAUGGGAGGUUUUGUAUUGGUGUGUGCGUUUGGAUGUGUUGACUUUGUCAUCGAGCCUUACCCCCAUCACUCCACUGUCUCUACUGUUUGUUGCUAGGAGCUCAAGUUGGUCCUUUUUGCUGUUUAUAACAGUGUGUAUUUAUUCUAUACCUUAAGUUUAAGUGUAAAUAAGAAGUACUGGCUCAGUGUAAAAUCUAUUUUAAUUUAUAUGCACUUACAUUACCUGAAAGUGGUGGUGUCUAAUGCAUAGAAGGCUCUGGGUUAGAGUCUUUUUAUAUAUGUAAAUAUAUUCUUUUAUAUAUAUAAAAGAAUAUAUAGAAAUAAAUAUAUCUAAGUAUAUAUCCGCACAAUGUUUUGAAUGCCCAGCAGAGCAGCAGCUAAAGAGAGGUGGUGUUGUUGUCACAUUAGAAUCUUGUAACUCCAAAACAGCCUUUUUUAUUUUCAAUUUAAUUUAUUUUGAGCUCAUUAUGCAAGAAUAUUAAACCAAAAAUGAUAUUACAUUGGCAUCACUUUGAAAUCUUAAUUAAUAUCCCACAUUAUUAUGUCCAUUUCAGCUUUACACUUCUUAGUUAAUAGCCAGGAAUUUAGAAAUGUUUGAAUUUUUGAAGCUACAAGAUUUCCAUCGGACAGCAGCGAUCUGGUGACCCAGAGGCGACAUAGAUGACAUGUUAAACUGCAUAGGCUUGGAUAUCGGUUACAUGCAAGCUAGCUAAGUAACACAAGACCUUAUCAAGGCUUGGUGUCAAAGUUCACAAAUGGCUUUCUCUCUCUCGGAGGCUUGUCCCAACCUAAGCUUCUCCAUCCAGCACUCGAAUGCAGAUGGCUGACAUUUGAGGCCGGAUAGAUACAGGCUUGACGGUUGAACACAAAAAGCACCCUUUUUUACACUUAAAGCACUUCAUGCAAAAGUAGAUAACACAGGGACGGUAUUGGUAGCAUGCUACAAUACGCCUGGCACUGACGUGAAUCGUUCUGAAUUUAACAACUAAACAUGAUCGUACGUAACUGAUUGUGCUAAUGUGUGAAGUCUUUCUGACCAAACUUGGUUAGCAGUUUUGAAAUUCAAAUGUGUCAGUAUUAACAAUGUUUAUCUAUGUUCAAGCUUUUUUUGGUCCUAGUUGUGUCCAAAUGGUUAGCCAGAUUUAGCACUAUCUGCAUGAGAAAUGUUUUUUAUUUUUACUGUCAAUAAUAUGUUUAAGUCUGCCAGUUGGUGGAUUAUUCAAUGUUUCACACAAUGUUUGGUAUUUUACUGUAUAUUGUGUUCAAAAAUGAAUCUGAAAUACCUUUUCUAUUAAGUCAUUAAAGUAAAGCAUGAAAAUAUUG
Molecule: messenger RNA, 5809 nt
Organism: Pungitius pungitius (ninespine stickleback)
Lineage: Eukaryota; Metazoa; Chordata; Actinopteri; Perciformes; Gasterosteidae
Gene: pde4ba
Product: phosphodiesterase 4B, cAMP-specific a
Exons: 16
Coding region: 488-2785 (765 amino acids)
Biological process (GO): signal transduction
Cellular component (GO): perinuclear region of cytoplasm; cytosol; nucleus
Molecular function (GO): 3',5'-cyclic-AMP phosphodiesterase activity; transmembrane transporter binding
Source: RefSeq, a predicted model, not a curated record